GAUACCAAUUAUUUUGUAAAGAAGAAGCUUCUAACGAUGGUGAGAAUAGCUACGUACACAAAGUUGUCUCUAUUAACAUUAUGCACAUUUUUAUUCUUUUUUUAGACUCCUUAAAGUCAUUGACAUUUCACGCUAGAAAUGUUGAAUUGGGACAACGAUGGCGCUGCCUGGAUGAAAGCCAACGAGAAGGCUAUAUAAAUAGGGCAAAGACAGAUUUCUCUGUUUUAGACCAAGAAACGCGCAAGAAACGAGAGUUGAAAAAAUUUUGAAGAAGUUGGAUGCUUUGAAAGGAAUGAACAUUGAUUACUUUUUCGUGGCUGCCGUGGAAUCUGGUGUUGAAGUGCAUGGCUCAAAGUCUGCCUUACAAUACUGCAAAAGAAAGAGCAUCCCCGCUUCAUUUUAUGCUUUUGUAAACAGCUCUGGAGCAAUUGAGUCAAACGACAACGUUGAAACUGUUAGCGAUAAUCGCAUGGCAAGAUUGAAACAGAAGAGGAAAUCUUUGCGUGAUAUUUUAAAUCAGAAAUACUGUGAAGCAACUGGAAUGGACAAAGCAAAAGUGCCAUACACUUCUCUUUUGAAAGGGGAUUUCAAAUAUGUAGUAUGCGGAAUUCCAGAACACGCAUCAUUACGGGAUCCAUCGACUAUGGGAGAAGCAGCAAUGGAUUUAUUUAUUGAAAAAUCAAAUGAGCUUACGUUUGUGGAAAGGGAGAUAGUGGAAGGAAAUAAUGUUCUUCAUGCAGAAAAUGUUGAGGAAUGUGACAAAGAGCAAGAAAAUGGCGGCCACAUCCAAGAAGUUGUUGAAGUUAGUGGUGAGAAUGAUAAUAAUAGUCAUGGCGAACUUGUUAACGUUUCCGACGAAUAUGAUGUUGGCCAUGGACAAAGAACUGAUAAUGUUAAUAAUGGUUGUGAAAAUGGUGAUGUUCCCGGUGAUAGAGAAGAUGUUGUAAAUAAUGGUGGCGAUGAUGAUGGUAAUUCUGGGAAUGUAUUUUGUGGACGAGACGGAACAGUUAAUGAAGGUGACGGAAACCUUGCAAUAGAAAACGCCGUGCCUAAAAAAGUUGAUAAAGAGCACAGGAAGGGAAGAAGUAACAACAAAAGAAAAAGAAAAGAGGCAAAGUCCAGUGACAGAGAAAGUGUGUCUUGUGCAAAGAAAAGAGCUAGUCAUUUGACAUCCUAUGACAAAUGUAAAGCCUUUCUUUGUCAAGAACCAUCUUCCAAAGAUAAUGGAAUGGUGGAUUGGGUGUUGUGUGAUGUUUGUCAACAAUGGUACCAUUUGGAUUGCGUUGGCAUUACGACGAAGCCGAAAGGAAAAUUUGAUUGCGGAUGCAAUGUAUCUUACUUUACUCAUGGAUCUGCGAAAACAUUUGACAUAAAUAUAAAGGGAAAUCGCUCAUUCAGAGGAUUAAAGGCACAUUUAACAAAAAUCGUCAACGGUGCGAUACCCAGUAAACGCCACAGGUUAUUUAAGCAAAUGAUCCGUGGGCGAAAUCAAGCUCAGACUGAACUCACCGAUCUCUACAUGACGUGUCCUUUAACUCGAACUCAAGCAAACGAUCUGUUGAAUGUAGUCAAAGAAAUAGUCACAGAUAUUUUUCGAUCCUUUAAUGAAACAAAUUCAAUGAACAUCAACUACGUGUAUAACGUUUUAUUCCCUGAGGCCUGCAUAUAUUGUAUACGAAAAACUGAGCGUUGUCUCCGAAAUAACGCUGAAAAAAUUUAUAAUUGUGCGAGUGGAGUUCAAGACGGUGCAGACUCUGAAAGUGACUAACCUUGUUAUCUACCGAAGUACCUGAAAGCUGUAGUGGAUCUUGUAGUGGAUACUCUUAUGACUCAAUGUCGUCUAGAUAUACUAUUGACGAUGAACUAGCGCUGUUUUUAUAGUUUAGGUUUACUGAAUAAGAUUUUCUUUUUUAGCUAAGUUCUAUCACUUUAUCAAAAACUAAUGAAUUCUUGUACAGGAAACAAUUAUACUUCAAUUUUGUCUACAAUUAAAAUAAAAGAUGCUUUUAUUUAACAAAAA
Xenia sp. Carnegie-2017 is the source of this 2020-nucleotide messenger RNA. RefSeq lists its product as uncharacterized. The record is from RefSeq and is a predicted model, not a curated record. The coding region runs from base 293 to 1768 and encodes 491 amino acids. The transcript has 8 exons. NCBI's taxonomy places the organism in Eukaryota, Metazoa, Cnidaria, Anthozoa, Malacalcyonacea, Xeniidae.